ACUCCUGGGUGAAAAAUAUGCUGGGAGUGGCAACAUUUAGCAAUCACGAUUCCUCACUGGCCUAAACUUUAAGGUGUGCUUUUUUGUGGAAGACCUUUUAGUUCUGGGACUAAACAAAUACUGAGGUGUGUGGCACAUCACCGCCCUACCCUCUUCCCAAGAUGCACUUCAUCGACAGCUUGACGUGAAGGACCGUAACCUCUUGUUUCCCCAUCAGCCGUCCUAUCACGGAAGGUUGGGGUGGGUGGGAGUGGAACUAGAAUUCUUUUUUCCUCCGAGAUGCCCAAGAAGAGGUUAAAGGGCGUUCCGAUGUUUGCUUUGCGUACGUGGGCGCUCUCUGUCCUGCUACCCGCCACAUACCUGCGUCAUUUCGCCUCCUCCAAAGUGCAGGUUGAAAGGAGAAACAGAUUGGAGGUACAAGGCAGACACACAACUGUCGUCACCUUUUGCUGUCGAGGCGACAAGAGGUCUUUAAGAAGAUAUACAACACUAACAAGUCACAAGCCAGGCUGAAGGCAACGAGAGGGAAAAAUACAGGACAAGUAUCAAGUAAACUGCAUCCAACUCAGACCAUUUAGACUAUACCCAGGAAGAAAACAAGAAAACUGCCAGAAGAUGGUGAUAUUUGUUCUGCUUAUGUUUACAGGGCUUCUGUCAAGCAGUUGGAGUCUGAACGCGGGCUGUACUUCUGCUUUUUCUAACUGUACCUUGGUCAAGACGUAUAGCAUAGUAGCACAAGAAUCCCCUUGCAGGUAUAUGCCAGUAUACAUCAGCUGCAUAAGCCUCAUUUUCUCGACUUCAGCUUGCGAUGAGUUGUCUACUCUGGUGUUGAGAGACACGACGACCCUUGAGGCCGAGAGCACCAAAUCAAGGAUAACCUGUUCUUAUGAAAUCCCCGAAGCCCUCCAGCUAAAUGACUGCCAGAAGCAAAAAUCCAACUGUUCAAAACUCAGCGGUUAUCCGUUUGUUGGGGAGGACAUCGGCAAGAAGUGCAAGUAUUUGGAAACAUUCCAAAGCUGCUUUGACAAAACGACACCAGCAUGUGAGGACAGAGGUGACAUCGCCAGGAUCGUCAACAUGGAGCUGACAAGACUUCAGUACAACUCUACCUGUGUUGGAUGGCAAUUGACCACCGAACUGACUUCAACGGCCAGUCUGACGACUAGGCAGGGCUCGACAACGAUAGCGACAACGACAACCAGCACGACGGCAAUGACCACUACACGAGGACUGACGAAUCCUGCAACUACGACCACCACCACAGCUCCACGUCCAGCCAGUACAGCAGCGCCCACUGCUCCAGUACUGACGAACCCUGCAACUACGACCACCACAGUUCCACGUCCACCCAUCACAGCAGCGCCCACUACUCCAGACAACACCAACAACAGAAAUAGCCCCCCUCGUGUCAUAGGCAAUGGAGGCAAUGGAGGCAACAAAGUCGUGUCUUCAGUGACAUGGACGGUCUUGCUGACCCUAGUCCUCUACGUCUGGGCGCGCACCUAACUCCGAACUCCUUCACGGGAAUACAGCUUGUCAUCAGUUUCUUCAAUUUCUACUGGAUCGUUUAUUGUUAUUUUUGUUCAAGAUGUUAUUGUAACCUUUCCAUUUUUCCCAGUCUGGCUUCCAUUUGUCGCUUUUUCACUGGCAUGUAUCAUUUACUGUACACUCUGAAACAUUGCAUAAAGACUGUUCAUUUUUAUCAUAGAUUUGUACGAGGAGUGAGACAAAGUUGUAUGUGUGAGCGUACCUCCAUGUGUGUGUGUGUGUCUGCUUGUGUGUGUGUGUGGACACAUUUAUAAUUUGAACGUGCUGGUGGUGUGAGGUUGUAUGUCAGAGCAGUGGUGGACGCAUUCCUGCACUAUGUACAAUAUUGAUUAACAUAUUUUAUUCCUGAUAUGAUUAAAUAAUUGUACUAUUUUUGUCCCUGAUAUUUUUUAAAUGCAUAUCAUGAACUAUAGCACUAUUGUGGACCAAAAUCUGUAUUUUUUUUUAAUUGCAACUUCCUUCUACUUUCACGUUAUUAUUCAUAGAUUCAGUUCAUUUGCUUACUCCUGUGUUUGGAAAGCAGAAGACAUUGCAAUGUGUUGUUGUUGUUGUUGUUGUUGUUGUUGUUGUUGUUGUUGUUGUUGCAGCAGCCAAGACUUUGUGUGCAGAAAGUAUCAAUGGUUGCGUAUGACUGUCACACAUUCUUUCAGUGACAAGAGUAAUUCAAAUUCUCCCAGUAGAAAAUAAAU
Molecule: messenger RNA, 2237 nt
Organism: Pomacea canaliculata
Lineage: Eukaryota; Metazoa; Mollusca; Gastropoda; Architaenioglossa; Ampullariidae
Product: cell wall integrity and stress response component 3-like
Exons: 11
Coding region: 616-1506 (296 amino acids)
Source: RefSeq, a predicted model, not a curated record